Messenger RNA from Pichia membranifaciens NRRL Y-2026, 287 nucleotides. RefSeq lists its product as hypothetical. The record is from RefSeq and is a predicted model, not a curated record. NCBI's taxonomy places the organism in Eukaryota, Fungi, Ascomycota, Pichiomycetes, Pichiales, Pichiaceae. The coding region runs from base 51 to 206 and encodes 51 amino acids. The transcript has a single exon.
CAAUUGAGGUCUAAAGUCACUCUAAGUAAAUAAACACGUAAAGGCUCACAAUGCCUAGAAAUAAUUACCAGCGCACUUUAAAUAGCGUGAAAGCGACAUUUUACCAAAGAUGGCCUAGCAUAACUGAAAAUACUGCUAGUUUUUCUACCUCUGAAUUAAACUGGCACCUCGGAGUCAAGGCAAUAAAGCGGUGUGAACACAAUUAGCUGGUACUAUUUACCUUAAAUGAUACUAAAUAUGUGUUUAUAUAGCUGGCUGGGCCCACGCACUUGAACUGGGAUAGAGAC